This is a messenger RNA of Eruca vesicaria subsp. sativa (arugula), 2571 nucleotides long. The record is from the annotation of a GenBank genome assembly. NCBI's taxonomy places the organism in Eukaryota, Viridiplantae, Streptophyta, Magnoliopsida, Brassicales, Brassicaceae.
AUGAACAAUGUGGUUAGUGUGGGAGUAGGUUCUGUCACAGGAGCUGUGGUCUCUGAGCUUCUGAAAGCCAUUAUUGAAGAGGCUAAGAUGGUGUUGUCGUUUAAAUCUGUGUACAUGGAGCUCGCAUCGACGAUGGAGAAAAUGCUUCCGAUAAUCAUGGAGAUCGAAAUGUUGCAACGUGCUGAAGAGCUACAGGAUCUCGAGAAUAUAAUCGACGAAGCUCGUGUACUGGUUCAGAAGUGUUCACAAGUCAAGCGGUGGAACCUACCCUCGAAAGUUAAAUAUACAAGAAAAAUAGAGGGUAUCAACAAGAAGAUGCUCACGUUUUGUCAGAUUCAACUUCAGCUUAUUAUGCUUAGGAACCAACGGCUGAUUAUGCAUCAACUGGGAUUCCGCUUUUGCUCUGCGUCGUCUUCCGUGCUGUCUCCCGAUCUGUCUGAGAUUCUGCCUGUGGAUACAACGGUGGCCAUACACAUUUAUCUCGAAAGCAUCUAUAAGGAGCUCGACGUUUUGAAUGUUUCUCCACCUGUUUAUAGGGAUAUUUGUUCGGUCCCCAAGAUUCAUAAGCUUCUCUUUGGAUUGGAUUUACCGCUCAUGGAGGUAAAGAAGAAGCUCCUUGAUGAUGAUGAUGAUGAUCCCGUAGUUAGUCUCGUGGUCUCUGCUCCUCCCGGGUGCGGGAAGACCACUUUGGUUACUCAGCUUUGUCAUGAUGACGACAUCAAAGAAAAGUUCGAGUAUAUCUUUUUUUGCGAUGUGUCAAGCGCUCCUACCUUUAGGACCAUAGUACAGAAUUUACUACAGCACAACGGUUACGAAGCACCAACAUAUGAGAACGAUUCUCAAGCAGUUGAUGGCUUAAGAAAGCUGCUUGAGGAACUUAAAGAAGAGGGUCCUAUAUUGUUGGUGCUGGAUGAUGUUCCCCAAGGAGCAGAGUCCUUUCUUCAGAAAUUUCAGAUGAACAUAUUGAAUUUCAAGAUUUUGGUGACUUCUCGGUAUGAGUUUCCGAGUUUUGGUUCCACUUAUCAUUUGAAACCUUUGGGAGAUGAAGAUGCUAGGUCCCUUCUCAUUGAGCGGGCAACUCUCGGUCACUACAAGACUUUAGAUUCAUUUGAAGAUCCUCUACAAAAGACUUUGAAACGUUGCUAUGGAAUUCCACUCUUGAUUGAAGUAAUCGGCGUUCAGCUAAUAAGCAAAUUUGUAAAUUGGGCCAGACACGAAGUGGAAAGCUGGUCUGAAGAGGAAACAGUUCUUGAUAGUCCUCAACCUACUGUUCUCGAAUGUCUCCAGCCUAUCUUGAAUGUCUUGGAACCCCAUCUUAAAGACUGUUUCUUGGACAUUGGCUCAUUUCUUACACAAGGAAAGAUACGUGUUUCCAUUAUAGUCGACAUAUGGAUGGAAUUAUACGGUGAAGGUAGUAGUAUCGACCACGUGGAGUGUCUCAAUGACCUGGCUAUCCAUAAUCUUCUUAAACUUGAUACUCUUUGGACAAAUGAGCACGAAAACAUAUUUUUUGAUUGUCAUCACGGACCGUUAGUAGCUGACAACCCGCUUAAACGUAUUCCUCUCGCGUAUGAUUACAAAGACAGUUUCUACAAUAAUUUCGUAGUCACUCAGCAUAGUAUUCUGAGGGAGUUGGCUAUCUGCCAAAGCAAAUCUGAGAAACACCAUGAAAGAAAAAGGCUCAACCUGGAGAUAAGAGAGGAUACAUUUCCAGAUUGGUGUUUGGAUUUAGGGCAGCCUAUAAGUGCUUGCCUUUUGUCUAUCUCUACGGAUGAUUUGUUCUCAUCGACUUGGGUUGAAAUGGAUUGCCCCAGUGUUGAGGCUUUAGUUCUCAAUGUCUCUUCAUCAAGCUAUGCGUUACCAAACUUCAUCGCUACAAUGAAAAAACUGAAGGUUGUGGUUAUCAUAAACCACGGUCUUGGUCCUGCAAAAUUGACCAACUUAUCGUGCCUCAGCUCUUUAACCAACCUAAAACGGAUCAGAUUUGAGAAAAUUUCAAUCAAUUUGCUGGACAUUCUCCUAUCACGACUCGGUAGUCUCAAGAAGCUAUCUCUGUUCAUGUGCAGUUUAAGUGAGGUUUCCUACAACAUAGAAGAGAAAGCUAUCCCUGAAGUUCUACCAAGUUUACAGGAGAUUGACAUAAAUUAUUGCUACGAUCUUUAUGAGUUGCCGGAUUGUGUCUCUGAAGUUGUUUCAUUGAAGAAACUUAGCAUCACAAACUGUGGCAAGCUCUCUUUACUUCCAAAGGAUAUAGGUAACUUGAGUAAUCUUGAAGUAUUGAGGUUGAGUUCUUGUAUUAAUCUCUGUGAGCUGCCUGAAACGACUGAUAGGCUCUGCGAUUUACGGUUUCUGGAUAUGUCUGAUUGCUUAGCACUGAAAAAAUUGCCUUCAGAGAUUGGGAAGUUGCAGAAGCUGGAAAAAAUCUCGAUGAGGAUGUGUUUGGGAUGCGAAUUACCAAAUUCAGUGAGGAAUUUAGAGAACUUGGAGGUAGAAUGUGAUGAAAAGACUGGACUGUUGUGGGAAAGGAUGAAGCCAGAAAUGAGGAAUUUGAAAAUCUUUAGGGGAAUAUAG